AUGGUUGUCGUAGAGGAUAAAGGUCAUCUUGAUGUCACCGGAUGUCUGAUUAGUCAGGGAGCUGAAGUCAAUGAGAGCAGCAAUGAGGCCGCUAAUGAAGGACAUCUUGAUGUUGUCACAGAAUUAAUCACUCAAGGAGCUGAUGUUGGUAAGGAUAGUGACAAAGGAUGGUCAGCCUUAUACCUUGCCGCAGCUGCUGGUUAUGUACGUGUUUCAAGUGCUUUGCUUAGUCAGCAAGCUGAGCUGGCCAAAGCAAAUAUCAUUCCUUGGACGGAGUUUCAUUCCGUUGCAGAGAGAGGCGAUCUUGAUGCCAUGAAAGAUCAAAUCGACAUUACGAAGUAUCUGCUCAGCCAAGGCUGUGAACUGAAUAAGAGAAGCGUGUGGCACUCUGUCAUCUUACAAUUUGAUGGACAGUAUGGUCACUAUGAUGGUGUGCGAUGUGUGCAUAGUCGUGUAGUUCAAGCAGUUAGCAGACUAAUUGAUUCUCUCACUGUCUUUAGAGGUGCUACAGAAAGUGAUCUUGGUAGAAGCAAAUAUCAAGAUGGCGAUGAUGAAAAGACAGUUCCAGGUGGAAUGGUUAUUGUGCAUAGGCCAGGUAUAUUGUCUGAUCUCGACAUUCCAGAUCUUCUUGCAAGUCAAGGAGGCAGAAGAGUUAGUCGCACAUCAUUACAAUAUGCUGUAGAAGGUGGCAGUUUAGCAGUUGUUCGGUAUCUGGUCAGUCAAGGAGCUGAAGUGAACGAAAGCAGCAAUGCUGGCUGGACUGCUCUUCAUUUAGCUGCGCAAAUGGGUCAUCUUGAUAUUGUAGAUUAUCUACUUGGACAAGGAGCUGAAGUAGCUAAAGGGGAUGUUGAUGGUAUCUCUCCUUUGCAUGUUGCUGCAUUCAUUGGCCGUUGCGGCGUUAUCGAGCGUUUGCUUAGGCAAGGAGCAGAGGUCAACGGAGCCACCAAGGAGAAAGGUUCUACAGCCCUACAUGUCGGCGUGCAGAAUGGUCAUCUCGAUAUCACAAAUAGCUUGCUCAACCACGGAGCCGAAAUUGAUGCGACAGACAAUGACGGCUGGACUCCCUUGCACAUUGCUGCUCAGAACGGUCACAUCGAUGUCAUGAAGUGUCUACUUCAGCAACUUGCAGAUGUAAGCAAGGUUACCAAGAAGGGAUCAUCUGCAUUGCAUUUGUCUGCUGCAAAUGGACAUACCGAUGUCACAAGAUAUCUAUUGGAGCACGGAGCUGAAGUAGAUCUGAGUAUACCUGAGAAGACUGCGUUGCAACUCGCAGCAGAACAAGGCCAAGUACAUGGGACAAGUCCAGAUACGCGGUGUGCUGAAGGGCAGAAACAUCCGUCUUCCCCAAAUGGCCAUGCUGAUACCGAGGGUUUAACAGGAGAUGAGAAGAAGGUUGUUGGACAACAUUCUGAGAAAGGCUGUACACCAGUUCAUUUAGCCACACAAAAUGGCUACACCUCCAUCAUCGAGACAUUAGUUUCUCAUGGCGCCGAUCUCAACAUCCAGUCCAUCGACGGACAGACCUGUCUUCACGAAGCCAUCAUACUCUCUGGUAGGAAGGACAGCAGGGUCGAAUCAACACCAGCACUCCAAAAGAUCUCAGAAGAAUUCUAUCAGAAUGAAUUGUCUCCCAAGAAGGCGCUGGUGUUCUAUCUCUUGGACCACGGAGCAAAGCCGGAUAUCAAGGAUAACCAAGGCAACCUACCAGUCCACUAUGCCAAGGAUGAAGUCAUUCGCCAGAUGAUAUUCUCAAGGUCUCCUGCCAUGGACAUCAUCAGAGCUGAUCGAGGUAACACUCUGUGUUAA
Molecule: messenger RNA, 1806 nt
Organism: Strongylocentrotus purpuratus (purple sea urchin)
Lineage: Eukaryota; Metazoa; Echinodermata; Echinoidea; Camarodonta; Strongylocentrotidae
Product: ankyrin-3-like
Exons: 7
Coding region: 1-1806 (601 amino acids)
Biological process (GO): RNA processing
Molecular function (GO): protein binding; RNA binding; RNA nuclease activity
Source: RefSeq, a predicted model, not a curated record